GGAUGAAUUCUGGGUUGUUAGCUGCUGUCCUCUGGGCUCCCGGGAGCCAGUUUCUGGUGGAAAGCGGGGCGCCUGGCCAACGACCAGCGGCUUGCUGAGACUCACCAUGACACUCCUGGGGUCUGAACACUCUUUGCUGAUUAGAAGGAAGUUCCGAUCAGUCUUACAGUUACGGCUUCAACAGAGAAGGACCCAGGAGCAGCUGGCUAACCAAGGCUUAAUACCGCGAGCAUCUAUUGGGAGCAAGCUCAGCGAGUACAGAAUACAGCUGUCUUCCUGGGAUGGAAGAGAAGAGGAAAGGAACUGGAAUGGGUUUUAGAGGACCUGGGGACCAGAGCGUUCAUUCUGUGUCCACAGUUUCAGAUAAAGCCAUCUCUGCCUUGAGUGGGGUUUCUGGGCAGCUUAAGUCCAGUGAUCUGAUCAAUGUAAAUGAAUGUCAAGCACUGAAAGGUCCAACUGAAUUCCAUGACCCGAGAAAACAAUUGGAUAGUGCCAAGACUGAAGAUUCCCUGAGGCGCAAGGGCAGAAACAGGUCCGACCGUGCCAGCCUGGUUACUAUGCACAUUCUCCAAGCCUCCACGGCAGAAAGGUCCAUUCCAACUGCUCAGAUGAAGCUCAAAAGAGCCCGCCUUGCAGAUGACCUCAAUGAGAAGAUCGCUCUCCGCCCAGGGCCCUUGGAACUGGUGGAGAAGAACAUUCUGCCGAUGGAUUCUUCCGUGAAAGAGGCUAUAAAAGGUACUGAGGUGAGCCUCUCCAAGGCAGCAGAUGCAUUCGCCUUUGAGGAUGACAGCAGUAGAGAUGGGCUCUCUCCAGAUCAGGCUAGGAGCGAGGACCCCCAGGGCUCUACAGGAUCCACCCCAGACAUCAAAUCCACUGAGGCUCCUCUGGACACAAUCCAGGAUCUCACUCCUGGCUCAGAAAGUGACAAGAAUGAUGCAGCCUCCCAGCCAGGCAACCAGUCAGACCCUGGGAAGCAGGUUCUCGGCCCCCUCAGCACCCCGAUUCCUGUGCACACUGCUGUAAAGUCCAAGUCUUUGGGUGACAGUAAGAACCGCCACAAAAAGCCCAAAGACCCCAAACCAAAGGUGAAGAAGCUCAAAUACCAUCAGUACAUCCCCCCAGACCAGAAGGCAGAGAAGUCUCCCCCACCCAUGGACUCUGCCUAUGCCCGGCUGCUCCAGCAACAGCAGCUAUUCCUGCAGCUACAGAUCCUCAGCCAGCAGCAGCAACAGCAGCAGCAACAGCAGCAGCAGCAACAGCAGCAGCAGCAGCAGCAGCAGCGGUUCAGCUACCCUGGGAUGCACCAAACACACCUCAAAGAACCAAAUGAACAGAUGGCCAGAAAUCCGAAUCCUUCUUCAACACCACUGAGCAAUACCCCUCUAUCCCCUGUCAAAAAUAGCAUUUCUGGACAAACUGGUGUUUCUUCUCUCAAACCAGGCCCCCUCCCACCCAACCUGGAUGAUCUCAAGGUGUCAGAGUUAAGACAACAGCUUCGAAUCCGGGGCUUGCCAGUGUCAGGCACCAAGACAGCGCUGGUGGACCGGCUUCGUCCCUUCCAGGAUUGUGCUGGCAACCCUGUGCCCAACUUUGGGGACAUCACAACUGUCACCUUUCCUGUCACGCCCAACACCUUGCCCAGUUAUCAGUCCUCCCCGACAGGCUUCUACCACUUUGGCAGCACAAGCUCCAGCCCACCCAUCUCCCCCGCCUCAUCUGACUUGUCCGCUGCAGGGUCCCUGCCAGACACCUUCACCGAUGCGUCACCUGGCUUCGGCCUGCACGCAUCUCCGGUGCCCGCCUGCACGGACGAGAGUCUGCUGAGCAGCCUGAAUGGGGGCUCGGGCCCCUCCGAGCCUGAUGGGCUAGACUCUGAGAAGGACAAGAUGCUGGUGGAGAAGCAGAAAGUGAUCAACCAGCUCACCUGGAAGCUGCGGCAAGAGCAGCGGCAGGUGGAAGAGCUGAGAAUGCAACUGCAGAAGCAGAAGAGCAGCUGCAGCGACCAGAAGCCACUGCCCUUCUUGGCCACCACCAUCAAACAGGAAGAUGUCUCCAGCUGCCCCUUCGCACCCCAGCAGGCGUCUGGGAAGGGACAGGGCCACAGCUCUGACAGUCCCCCUCCGGCUUGUGAGACGGCUCAGCUGCUGCCUCACUGUGUGGAGUCCUCAGGUCAAACCCAUGUACUCUCGUCCACGUUUCUCAGCCCCCAGUGCUCCCCUCAGCACUCGCCCCUGGGGGGCCUGAAGAGCCCGCAGCACAUCAGCCUGCCUCCAUCACCCAACAACCAUUACUUCCUGGCUUCCUCUUCGGGAGCUCAGAGAGAGAACCAUGGGGUCUCUUCACCCAGCAGCAGCCAAGGGUGCGCACAGAACUCAGGGGCACACGAAGGCCAUUCUUCUAGCUUCUCUUCCCCAGCUUCCAGCCUCCAUCAGCCUUUCUCUGGCACCCAAGCAGACAGCAGUCACAGUGCUGGGCUCAACCCUUGUCCCAAAAGCCCAAGUAUUCAUCCAAAGAUGACUGGUUUACAAUCUUCUGACAAGGUGGGGCCAACGUUUUCAAUUCCAUCCCCAACUUUUUCUAAGUCAAGUUCAGCAGUUUCAGAUAUCACCCAGCCCCCAUCCUAUGAAGAUGCAGUGAAGCAGCAAAUGACUCGGAGUCAGCAGAUGGACGAACUCCUGGAUGUCCUCAUUGAAAGUGGAGAAAUGCCAGCCGAUGCCAGGGAAGAUCAUUCAUGUCUUCAGAAAAUUCCAAAGAUCCCUGGGUCCUCCUGCAGCCCAACUGCCAUCCCCCCGAAGCCCUCGGCUUCCUUUGAGCAGGCAUCUUCGGGAGGCCAGAUGGCCUUCGAUCACUACGCCAACGACAGUGACGAACACCUGGAAGUCUUAUUGAAUUCUCACAGCCCCAUCGGAAAGGUGAGCGAUGUUACCCUCCUCAAAAUCGGAAGCGAGGAGCCUCCUUUUGACAGCAUCAUGGAUGGCUUCCCAGGGAAGGCUGCGGAAGAUCUCUUCAGUGCUCACGAGCUCUUGCCUGGGCCCCUCUCCCCGAUGCAUGCACAGUUGUCACCUCCUUCUGUGGACAGCAGUGGUCUGCAGCUGAGCUUCACGGAAUCUCCUUGGGAAACAAUGGAAUGGCUGGACCUCACUCCACCUAGUUCCACGCCAGGCUUCAGCAACCUUACCUCCAGUGGGCCCAGCAUUUUCAACAUCGAUUUUCUGGAUGUUACAGAUCUUAAUCUGAAUUCCCCUAUGGAUCUCCACUUACAGCAGUGGUAAACACCCGAGGUACAAGAGCUACGAGAGCUCAGUGGGAAUUCAAUGGAGGAAAGCACGAUACCGGAAAUGUGUGUUCCAAAAGAUGAAGUGGGGAAAAUGGGGAGGGAAAAAAAAAAACAGCAACGGAGGUUUUUGUGACAACUAACCAGAACAAACAGAAGUCAGCUAUUAAAAUAUGUCUAAAUGUAAUAUCUACCAGCAUUCAGUAACUGUUAAUAACUUCAGUGAUGCAUUCAAAAAUGUGCUUUGUCAGAAUAAGAAUGCCAAAAAUGUUUUUUCGCUGCCUUAUCUCAUACCAGUUUUUUUGGGGUUUUUUUUGUUUGUUUGUUUUUUGGUUUUUUUUUUUUUUGUGUUGUUAUUUGGUUUUCUUUUUGCCCACAGUUUGUCUCAGGCAAUACUGGGACAUAGACUGACCCCAUUAGCUUUUGUUAUGAAUUUACUAAACUUUCUGUGGAAGGAGAACAGAGCCUCUGCCGCGGGUGUGGGGAAGCCAUCCUGUGCUUGAGGCAGCACACGUGUGUCCAUCAUCAUCAGUCAGAAGAGCAGGGCCUGUCUCACCCAAUCGAGUCCUUAAGACAGAAUAAUCAGAAUGGUCAGAGGGACAGACCAAUCAAUUCCCAGGAAAGCAAAAGUGACUCAAUGUCCCUUGACUCCCAAAUGGUCCCACUGGACUGGUGAUCACUGGUGACAACUAACUAGCUUUGUCCAGAGAAUCCACCCAGAACACGGUGCUUUUUAGCCAGUAGUCCACCUCUAUGUGCAUCAGCAAUGCAUAGCAGGUGAGAACUUGAAUCACAGAAACUUCAUGCCAUGGAUGGAGACUCCUGAGGCGCUCAAAUACUACUACCUCUAGUUCCAAAGACUAGAGCUAGAUGAUCAGAAAGGCAACUGGAGGCCCAGGGAGCCGUACUGGGACAAGUUAGAAUUAGAGAACGAUGUCAUUUAACAUUCCGAGAAAGAAAUAACCAUGAAUUGCUAUUACAGGAGUAACACACAGGGCCAGCUUCUUUUUCUUCUUUUUUAUUUUUCUUUUCUUAUUGUGAGCAGAGGGAAUUCACCUCAGUUCAUCUUUCUCUCAGUACUUUUCUUUCAAGAUAUCAAUCCUUUAUGACUCUUUUGCUUUUAAUUCUCUCUCUCUCUCUCUCUCUCUCUCUUUCUCUCAAAGGAGAGGUUUCAGUUCUAACAAGCUACCAUACUCCUAUUAAAGCCAUUUUUUUUUUUAGAAUAUUAAAAGUCCAAACUCUCUUGCCAAACUCUUUCUUCACAUGCGCAUUGGCUGAAAACAGAAUUUACAAGAAUUUCUUUAGGAAGAAACUGGGGAUGUGGCCCAUUGGUCACAAAGUUUUUUUGUUUGUUUUUGUUUUUGUUUCAAUUCUUGUUUGAUUUAUGGACAAUCUUUGGUUUGUAUUGCUCUGGAGAAAUUGGAAAUCAUUGCAGAGUGAAGAUAAAUCAGGGCACCAUGUAUAGUAGAGAAUAUUUCAGUAGUUUUCCAAACGAGAACACAAUUGCACACUGUAAACAACAGGAGUGUGAAGGACCACAGUCUUGAGGAGUUCUUGUUGCCCUGCGUUUGGUGAAGGCGUUGGGGACCGAGGAAGACAACAUACAGUUUGGCCAAGGCUCUCAGAGGCUUGCUGUGGCGCCAAUUCAAGUAUUACAAUGUUGCAUGCUGUAGAAAGUAGCUGUUGCUGUUGUUUUGUUUUGUUUUAAUUUAAGUCACCAAGGCACUGUUUUAUUCUUUUGUAAAAAAAAAAAAAAGUUCACUGUGCACUUAUAGAGAAAAUAAUCAACAAUGUUGUGAAUUUUUGAGAAGACUUUUUUUUUUUUUUUGAUAAACCAAAGAUUUAGAAAUCAUUCCAUUGUCAACUUGUAAAAAAAAAAAAAUGUUUGAACACUGAGUGUUUUUGGUGACUGCUACUCUGGAAGCCACCAGAUCUUCUGGUAGGGAAGGAAACACAGAUGUGUACACACAUGUAGUUCUAUACAUGUGCCUAUGGAGUAUGUCUAUACACACAUACACAUAUGUAUGCAACUAUGUGUGUGUGCACAUAUCUGAAAGGUGGCAUUCAGAGGGCCUCCGACCCUCAGUCCGCUGUGAAUGAUGCGGAGCCUUUUGUCACUACGAGUUGCUGAUUGAUCAACCAGACUCCAUGUUGCCUCUCUGUAUAUGACUUAGGACGCCAACUCAAUGCUCACAGCCACGUGCUGCAGGGGAACAAGCUCCUCCUGACAAUGAGUAUGGAUUUGAGAGGACAAAGCCCGGCAGUGAGUUUGGAUGUGAUGGGAUAGAGUGGCUUCACCAUCCUGUGGCUGCCAAGGCUAGGGCCUUCUCUUACAGAAGAGUCUAAAGGGAGUAUGAACUUUGUUCUGACAUUCCUUGAUCUGCGUUGUGCUUGAAAGGCUCUGCGUGAUACACUUUCCCUCGUGUUUGUAUGCAAUCAGAACCACAGAUCCAGAGAUAAAGCUUAGCAUGAAGAUGAAGCUGGGGGAGGAACCUUAUUGCCACAUUCCAAACACUGGUUUGACCUCCGACGCUGAUGUUGCAUUUGAGUCUGGAUGAAGCUUCCUGCUCUGUACAUUUUUCUUUAGGCUUUGGCUGAACCAUGUAUGUUAUCCCCUUCUUGCUUCUUUGGAAAACAAAUCCACACAGUGUCUUGCCUCUGAGACCUUCUCUGAGUGCUGAUAAUUUUCCCUUUGGGUAUCCCUGUCUGAGAGAUUGGUUAGACAGCUCUGUUUUUUAGUUAGACUGUGGGGAACUUUUUAAAAUAGUAUCCAAACUGACACACACACUUCACACUAGACGAAAGGGAAGAUGGCUCUGGUUUGCUAGUGCAAGCCAGUACAGCUAGAAUGGGCCCCUGGAUACUUGGCCUCAGCUUGCUCCUGCAAUCUCCCCAGGCCAUGUGCAUAUACCCUGUCUUCACAGCACAGGUAGCAGAUUGGAGUAGCUGUGAGAAGAUUGAUGAAGACCGAUCAAAUACGUGCCUUCAGCUGUCUCCUAUUGUGGCUUUUAAGUUCCUUUUAUUAAUCAGUCAAGUCCUCUUGUGGUGGCAAUGUGACAAGCUAAGAGGUGUGCAGAGAUGGUCACCCUUGGGUUUAGCAAUGUUUCUAGAGCCUCAAGUGACCACAUAGUUAGGAGGUCUGUAAUAUCCCCAUGGUAAGCUCAGUUUUGGCAGCCAUUCCUACUGUAGCUACAGGACAACAGGUCCUUCUAGAUCUAAAGGAGCUCAGAUUCUCCCCAUGCAAGUUCUUCCAGUAAACUAGGGUUCAGUAAUUAUGCCUGUGUCCUAAAUGUUAUCAAGACAAUGGGGUUGAGGGGGAAAAGUGAAGAAGAAAGGAGACAGAGGAAGAGGAGGGAGGGAAGAGGAGGGAGUAAGCAGAUGGGAGAGGAGGAGAAGGAGGGGACAGAGGAAGGAAAGAAGCAAGGAAGGAAGAGAGAGGGAAUGAAGGAGAGAGAGAAGGAGAAAGGAAGGAGGCAGGGAAGCAAAGGAAGGAGAAAAGAAAAUCAUGACCCAACUUCUUGACCCAUGAAACUCUUGGUUCAGCUAUGACGCCAUAGUACAAAAAGUAAAAGACAAGAGUGGAAGACAGCACCCAUUCUGAGCAAUGGAGUGAUUCCCUCUGCAAUCAGGAGCCUCAACACAUCUUCUAGUGGAAGAGUCCUAUAGACCUGCAGCCUGUGCCUUUCACAAACAUUAGCUGGGGACAAGAACAAUUAAAAUCUACCCCAAGCUUUUAAAACAAUUCUUCUCCAAAGCUAUCUAUUUUAUGUUCAAUCAGCUUUCCUAGAGCUAAUAAGGCCGAAAACUCCCUCGUGACCCGUACUACCCAGGGCGUGGCCAUUUGGUGAGCGCCACAGAGCACACAAAACCUUCAGGGGUUGAUUCAGCAUGGGUGUUGAACAUCUGAGGGAUUGCAGCUCCUCUAAGCAAGAAUGCUGAGACCCUCUGAGACUCUCUCAGCUCUUUGCACUCAAAUUGUCUUAGCAGUGAUAAAGGGCUCUUGAUUUUUCCAGAAACUGGAGUUUUUGGUUUUGCUUUUUUUUUUUUUUUUCUUUUCAUGAAAAGCUACUAGCACACAAGCUUGUCUCUUCUUCCAGGGUCACAGGACAGUAGUGUAGGUUCAGAGGCAGAUGCUUCUGAGACUUCCCUAGACAGAGACGUCAACAGACAUGGAAGAGACAGUCCCAUUGUGCUGAGAACACGGUCAUGUGGGUCCAGAGGCCCUCGCUAGGAGAGGAGACUCUGUCAGGAAAUGGGUUCAAGACAGGAAGGAAUUUGAGAAGACCUUUGUUGCUGCCUGGCAGGGAUAUUGUUCUAGGAUUCACUGGAUUCGAUGAGCACGAACGAGCUCCCUUCUGAUCAUAAGGAAUCAAUGGUCCCCCCACAAGUAACCCCCUGCAGGGCUCUGGGUCCCAUGAUGGGCAUCAGGAGGCCACACUUCCCCUGGAUGGUUUAGAUGGCCUCACGUGCAAAGGUGCACAGCAAGGGGACCCAGAAACACUCUUUUAAAUGUUUUCCAAAGGAGCAAACCCCACACUGCUCCAAGGGCUCUGUUCCAAUGACCUUGUCAAAAGGUCCAAGGGCAAAGGGCUUCUGAGAGAGCAACUCUCACUGGAACACGAAGCAGUGUUCUGGGAAGAACAGGGAAACAAGCAUGGUUCUCUCAGCCUCUGCGUGGUGGUGUUUUCAUAUUGGUCUCCUUUGCUCAGUAUAGUCUGAGAGAAAUGUGGCUCACUGGGAGAGCAAAGGAGCAAUGGCUAAAAUACCAAAGUUGGCAUGUGUCUUUUUUUAAAAAAAUGCAUAUAUUUUUAAAUAAAAUGUUUAUUUUAACGAGA
Mus musculus (house mouse) is the source of this 8109-nucleotide messenger RNA. It is a transcript of the gene Myocd, whose product is annotated as myocardin. Gene Ontology annotation, biological process: negative regulation of cell population proliferation; positive regulation of DNA-templated transcription; vascular associated smooth muscle cell differentiation. The coding region runs from base 282 to 3272 and encodes 996 amino acids. Lineage: Eukaryota; Metazoa; Chordata; Mammalia; Rodentia; Muridae. Gene Ontology annotation, molecular function: DNA-binding transcription factor binding; transcription coactivator activity. Gene Ontology annotation, cellular component: nuclear speck; nucleus. The record is from RefSeq and is a predicted model, not a curated record. The transcript has 15 exons.